This is a messenger RNA of Sardina pilchardus (European sardine), 6444 nucleotides long. It is a transcript of the gene ripor2, whose product is annotated as RHO family interacting cell polarization regulator 2. NCBI's taxonomy places the organism in Eukaryota, Metazoa, Chordata, Actinopteri, Clupeiformes, Clupeidae. The record is from RefSeq and is a predicted model, not a curated record.
GGAGAGGAGAAGAGAGAAGAGAGAGGAGAGGAGAGGAGAAGAGAGAGAGGAGAGGAGAGGAGAAGAGAGAGAGGAGAGGAGAGGAGAAGAGAAGAGAGAGAAGAGAGGAGAGGAGAAGAGAAGAGAGAGAGGAGAAGAGAUGGCCGUGUCUGAUGUGCUAGAGGAUGAUCUGGAGGAAUGUCUGCUGGAGGAGGCUGAGGACGUCUUCUACGACGGAGUGUCGUCCCGUUUCCCAGAGAUCAUGGCGGCGGGGACACACUCCCCCGGAGGUCCUAACGGAAUCAUCCGCAGCCAAUCAUUCGCCGGAUUCAGCACCCUGCAGGAGAGACGCUCACGGUGUAACUCGUUCAUGGGGAACUCGGUGGUUCAGCGGAAGCCUCAGUCCAAACCCAAGAAGCCGCACGUGUCCAAGUCCAGCAGCAGCAGCAGCUCUAGAGAACCCAACGCCAAGCGCUUAGAGGAGGUGUACUGUACCCUUAAACAGGGGCUAGAUGAGUACCUGGAGGUCCACCAGGCAGAGCUGGACAAACUCACCUCCCUCAUGAAGGACAUGAAGAGGAACUCCAGACUGGGGGUGCUAUAUGAUCUCGACAAGCAAAUCAAAACUAUUGAGCGGUACAUGCGGCGCCUGGAGUUCCACAUUAGUAAGGUGGAUGAGUUGUUUGAGGGCUUCUGUAUCCAGAGGCGUCUGCGUGAGGGAGCCAAUAAGAUGAAGCAGGCCUUUAGCUCCUCCCCCUCCACCAAGAGCACCAGAGAGAGUCUUGCAGAGGUCAACCGCCGCUACAAGGAGUACACCGAGAACAUGUGCACAUUUGAGGGGGAACUAGAGAGCCUGCUGGGAGAGUUCCACAUCAAGAUGAGAGGCCUGGCUGGCUUCGCCCGUCUGUGUCCAGGGGAUCAGUAUGAGAUCUUCAUGCGGUACGGUCGUCAGCGGUGGAAGCUGAAGGGGCGUAUCGAGGGCAACUCUCGUCAGAGUUGGGACGGAGAGGAGAUGAUCUUCAUGCUCAUCACCGACCUCAUCUCCAUCAAGCCCGUUCGACGUGGAGGACCUGACUCUGUCCACGGGGAACGUUAACAAGGCCACGGCGCUGCAGAGACGCGUCUCCGUCUACAGCCAGGGCACGCCGGACACACCCACCUUCCAGGACGCCUCCUUCUUCUCCACGCUGCCAGAUGACGUCUUUGAGAAUGGCGGCUGCGGAGGCGUGGCCGAGUGCAAGCGCCUGUCCUUCACCUUCUCGGACACGCCCACCUCCACCCCCGACCCCAACGCCAGCCAAUCAAACCCUGAGAUCACCGUCACACCCCCCGAGAUCGACGCCCCCCCUCCCCUCUCUCUGGAGGAAGAAGAGGAGGAGGAGGAGGAGGAAGAGGAGGAGAGCGGCGAGGUGAAGUGUCAUAAGGAGGAGGAGGAGGAGGAGGAGGAGGAGGAGGAAGAGGAAGAGGGGAGUGUGAGUGCGAGUGUGAGCGUGAGCGCCAGCGAGGUGAAGUGUGAGGAGGAGGAGGAGGAGGAGGAAGAGGAGGAAGAGGAAGAGGGGAGUGUGCACGCCAGCGAGGUGGACUCGGAGUGGGAUCGCGUCACGGCCAGCAGCAGCGGUCAGCAGCGUUCCGCUGCCCCCUCCCUCUGCUCCGCUGCCCCCUCCCUCUGCUCCGCUGCCCCCUCCCUCUGCUCCGCUGCCCCCUCCCUCUGCUCCGACUCCCAGCUGUCCGCCGUCAGCCCCGACGACGUGCUCUUCCUGGACCCAGGUGGCCCCGACAUUCCCGGCGUUCCGGACAUUCCCGGCGUUCCGGACGAGGCGUCGGAGGAGCUGAAGCCGCUGGAGCUGGACGCUGAGGGGGGCAGCCUGACGCGGCAGCUGGUGCGGAGACUCACCUCCUCAGACGUCCUUCCCGACGUCCUUCCCGACCUCCUUCCCGAGACCGAGCCUGAGCCCGCCGAAGCCCACCGCUGGACGGGCGAGGGAGAGGGUGGCGCGGGGCGCAGGCGGGCAUCGGAGGACGCGGUGCCCUCGGCGGAAGCCCAGAGCUGGACGGGAGAGGGCAGCAGGGCGUUCCUGGAGAGCAGUCUGGAGGAGGCGGUCCAGAACCUUCUGAUGCGUCUGGAGGACGCUCCGCAACGCUGCAGAGAACUGCAGGACCUGGAACAGGAAGUGAUGCGGCUGGAGGACCUGCUCAAGUGUCGGCUGCCUGCUCAGCGCAGCGGCUCGUCCAGUCUCAGUCUGACCGUAGAGAGCGCGCUCGAGAGCUUCGACUUCCUCAACACGUCCGACUUCGACGACGAUGACACGGGGGACGACUCCAGUGCCCUGCCACACUCCGCCCUCUACCACAUGACCGGGCCGGGGCAGCAGGCGGAGGUGCGGGGGCAUGUGAGCGAGGCGGGGCAUCACCCGGAGGUAAGGGGGCAUCUGAGUGAGGCGGGGCAUCACCCGGAGGUAAGGGGGCAUCUAAGCGAGGCCCUGACGGAGGACACUGGCGUGGGCAACAGCGUGGCGGGAAGCCCCCUCCCCCUCACCACCGGCAACGAGAACCUGGACGUGGCCAUCGUCAUACACCUGCAGUACUGCAGCCACCUGGUGCAGCGUCUCUCUGGCGGUGUGUGUGUGUGUGUGAGUGUGUGUGAGCGCAAGUCUCUCUUGCGGAAGCUCUCGGGUCAGACUCGCCUGCUGGAGGACCUGAGUGACCUCAGCACUGAGAGACUGGGCAGCGUCAGCACCGCAGUGGACGUGCUCCCUGGCCUGGCGGAUAGGCCGGCGCUGCUGUCUCUGUGGGCGGAGUCUAGUGGGGGGUGUGGCCUGUUCCACACCACUCUGGACCGCGUCGUCACACACCUCCAGCGCUGCUGCACACACACAGCGCCCGACACACUACCCCUCAGCCCAGACACCGUGGUCCGGCUGGUGGUCAGUGAGAUGCUGGACCGUAGUGAGCUGGCGUGUCCGGUGGCGGGUUCCGCGUGUGCGUUGGAUCAGGACGUUCUCACAGUGUUCCAGUUCUACAGCUACGCCACCGAGAACCGCGUGGAGAACAUGCAGGAACAUCUGCAGCAGCUGGCAGCAGAAGUGGUGUUAGGGGAGACUCUGAUCUCAGGGGACGGCGAGCGGUCAGUGCGGGAGCUGGAGUGUGUGUGUGUGUCCGCGCUGCGUCCACGAGCGUCCACCCUGAGAGCCGUCGCCGCCCUGCUCACCUCCGAGGACACACACCUCAGCAAGGCCGCCAUCUCCUUCCUCACCACCGCCUCCGCACACACACUCUUCAGGGCAAAGGCUGUAGAGUGGUACACAGAGGCACUGUUCGAGGUCGGAGUUCACACACAGAGAUCUGCUUGUGCUGCCCUCAGCUGUCUACAGGCAACGGAGAGCAUCAGUGCCGUGGUAACCCUGUGCCACUCCGCCGAUGAAGAACUCCGCCACCUCGCCAUAGAAACGCUCCUGACCUUCGGUGAGGAGGGGCGUUUGGCGUAUGAGCAGCUGGAUGUGGUUCCGAGGGAGAUGAUCCGAUUGGGUACUCGGCGCAGCACCGCCGUCACUACGGCCUUCUGAGGACGCCAUGGAAACGGCCGCCGUGGAAACCACCACUGUGGGGGCGGCCCCCCCCCCACCCCCCACCUCCACAAAAUACUCCUCAGCCUUGAGCCAUGCUGUCAGGGAGUUGAGGACAAGUCAUGAAUUCAUACACGCACGCACGCACGCACACACGCACGCACGCACACACACACACACAUGCACACACACUUACUCAUACAGAUACACACACAUGUACUCUCUAACAAACACAAAACACACACACAUGCAAACCAAGGGCCCAAGAGUUCUGUGGAGUCCUCUGGAGUUCUAGACUGUUUGGAUCAGAACUCUGUGUCUAGAGUUCUGGACUGUUUGGAUCAGAACUCUGUGUCUAGAACACAAGAAGCCAUCUUACUUCUGUGCAAUUAACAUGAUGAUCACGAGUUGAGCAUCAGCGUCCAUGUUGUUCUCAUUAGGGUCAAUACUAGGCAUAGUCAUGUGACCGUUACAUCAUAAUCAUGUGACCGUUACAUCAUAAUCAUGUGACCGUUACAUCGGUGUAUAUUAGUUCUCGUUUAGUUCUCGUUUAGUUCUUCUUUUUGUUUUGUGCGUUGAAGUUGCACUCCUGGAGGCUUGUAUAUACCCCCCCCCCCCCCAUAUGCCCCCCCAGCUCUGCGUCAGGGAUGCACAGGUGCACUGAGGGAGGGGCAAGUGGCUCAUCUGCUGCCCCGCAGGCCUGCACCCGUCAUGUGGGGGGGUCAUGGGGGGGUGAAUAUUCCCCUCGUCCCUCUCCCCCCUCCGCUAGCUCAGUCAGGGAUUGGGUGACCUUUGUGUGACCUCCAGGUGGGGAGUGUGUGUGUGUGUGUGUGUGUGUGUGUGUGUGUGUGUGUGUGUGUGUGUGUGUGUGUGUGUGUGUGUUCGGGUCCAGAGCUGGUGAGCUUUGAGGUUCUGAACGGAACAAGACCUCUGGGCUGGGUUCUGGGUUCUGGGUUCUGGGUUCAGCCCGUGUGUUAGUGCAUCUUACUGUGAAUGCAGACCCUGAGACUGGGGUUCUAAGGGGUUCUAAGGGGUUCUAAGCAGCGUCAGGCUCUGCGUCUCUUUGCUACUGAGUGGAGGGGGAACCAGGACGAGGUUCUGUUUUUUAUUAUUCUGUUUUCAGCUUGGUUCUCCUCUUGUAUUUAUUUAUUUUGUAAACAAAUGCAGUUGUUUUAAACAGUGCAAUGCUCAUAUAAUAUCUUUCUCUAAUUUCUACUUUUUGUGUUUGAUGAUGAGCAGAGAUUCUGUUGUUGACGUGUUUUGGGUUUGAUGUGACCCCUGGAUCUGGGACAGACGUGAGUCGGAUCUGGCCACCGCCUGGCCCUGAUGUGGCACAGGUCUGGCUGUGAUUCUGUUUGAUCAACUCCACAGGUGUAAAACAACUGAUCCGGUUUAGCCUGAUUCAGUUUGAUCAACUCCACAGGUGUAAAACAACUGAUCCGGUUUAGCCUGAUUCAGUUUGAUCAACUCCACAGGUGUAAAACAACUGAUCCGGUUUAGCCCUGUGCAUUCUACUGUCCUUCUGCCCGUAUUUCAGGAUCAUCUUAGAAAGAUCGUCAAAAUGGUUUUAUGUCCCAAAAAACGCACUCGAACAUUUUGGUGAUAUUUAUCUCAUUCAACAUGAAGUAAAGAGCAACCAAAGCAGAAUUGGAGACUUCGCUCCACAGCAGGAUGGAGCGGCACAUUGGGAAUGUGUUUGAAACCAGGACCACCAAGAUAGCACCAGAAGCACAACUGAAGUUUGACUUCAUACAUUUAUACAUUUGUAUUUGCAUUUAAUACGUAUACUACUCCCUGUCUGAAAGCCAUAGCGAUAGACAAAGCAAAUUAAUGUAUUUAAGGCUUUUUGUCAUAUUUUUGCUGUAUAAUAAUAAUAAUAAUAAUAAUAAUAAUAGUAUUUUUGGAUGGGCAGGCAGUGUUGUAAGUUAUUAUUAAGACUAGAGAGAGGCCUUUUAUUCAGAGUUUUGCUUUUCUGUACAUUUGAGUUAUGGGUGCCUGUCGCCCUGCGAGGAGCUUCCUUUCUGGGGUUUCAGCAGGUGUGUGUGUGUGUGUGUGUGUGUGUGUGUGUGUGUGUGUGUGUGUGUGUGUGUGUGUGUGUGUGUGUGUGUGUGUGUGUGUGUGUGUGUGUGUGUGUGUGUGUGUGUGUGUGUGUGUGUGUGUGUGUGUGUGUGUGUGUGUGUGUGUGUGCGCGUGUGUGUGCGUGUGCGGUUUCAGCAGUUGUGUCUGUGUGCGUGGUUUCAGCAGUAGUGUGUGUGUGUGUGUGUGUGGUGUCAGCACUUGUGUGUGUGUGCGUGGUUUCAGCAGUUGUGUGUGUGUGUGUGUGUGUGUGUGCGUGUGGUUUCAGUAUUUUAGUGUUUUUAUCCUGCGCUGUGAGGAGACGCUCACACUCCACUCCCACCGAGUCCGGCCUGCUGGUCUCCACGCACACACACACACACACACACACACACACACACACACACACACACACACACACUGGUCUCCACGCACGGGCGUCGGAAGAGUGAGCGCUGUUUCGGAAGAGUGAGCAGAAGAGUGAGCGCUGUUUUGAAAAAGGGACCGGUGUUUCGAAAGCAUUCGACUGCCUUUUGCUCCGCUAUACAAACGCUCACUGCUUCUGUUGUGCAUCUAAAUCCUACACAGACGAUGUCUUUCAGUUGUAAAAUAUGACUAUGCGAUAUUGAUUUUUUGUUUCCGCAGGGUAUUUGAGAUGAUGUGAGACUGAGUCACACACUGAUACACAUGUUGAGUAAAAGACUCAAGGGGAAGCUAACAUGUUCUUGUUUUGGGCUUAUGGGCUUCUGUACUUAUCAUUUUCCUUACUUACUUGUUUUUGAGAUAUACAGUAUUCUCUCUGUUCAUUGAAAGUGGCAAUAAAGUUUAUUUUUGCAUAAUUAUAAAA